Messenger RNA from Cuscuta europaea, 1731 nucleotides. The record is from the annotation of a GenBank genome assembly. NCBI's taxonomy places the organism in Eukaryota, Viridiplantae, Streptophyta, Magnoliopsida, Solanales, Convolvulaceae.
CCUAAAAUUCAAUUGGGCCUUUUAGGGUAUUGUAUUAUGUACUCCGUAUUAAAAAUCGUGCACCGGCCGGGUUCUGGUGGUCUAAAAGUAAACUCACAUUUAUGUUUGUCAUAGUAUUCCAAAAUCUAAACUCCUCCUAGGGUUUUCGAAAUUCGACCCCAUUCGCCAUCCUCGGUAAGUUUAGAUUUUCACAGCGUCUAUGUAUGGAUUUCUAGUUUUUUUACGAGAAAGAACCUUCUCUUUACGGUUUAUUUUAAAGGAAACUUAAUCUAAUUUUGUGUAUUUUGUGUAGAAGGUGGGACUUUUGGAAGAUCAGUUGUUGAUUUGCAGGUAACACAAAAUGGCCCGGGUGUACGUUGGGAAUCUGGAUCCCCGGGUGUUAGACAGGGAACUCGAGGAUGAAUUUCGAGUUUAUGGCGUCCUUAGGAGUGUGUGGGUGGCUAGAAGGCCUCCGGGCUAUGCAUUUAUUGAGUUUGAUGAACGUAGGGAUGCUCUGGAUGCUAUCCGUGAAUUGGAUGGGAAGAAUGGCUGGCGUGUGGAGCUUUCUCAUAAUUCAGGUGGAGGCCGUGGUGGCCGUCGUGGUGGAGGUGAUGAUUCAAAGUGCUAUGAGUGCGGUGAACCUGGCCACUUUGCUCGUGAGUGCCGCUCGCGUACUGGCCAAAGAGGGUUUGGAAAUGGGGGGCGUCGAAGUCCUAGUCCCAGACGACGUAGGAGCCCAAGUUAUGGACGGAAAAGCAUUAGCCCUCUUGGAAAACGAUCUCCACCACGUCGCUAUCUUUCUCCUCGUCGUGGUCGGAGCUACAGCAGGUCACCUACUUACCGUCGUGCUCGUCGAGACUCACCAUAUGCCAAUGGUUCACCAGGAUAUCGGCGUGGUUGAGGCAAAUCACCUUAUGCAAAAUGGAGUUUGAAGACCAAAUAUGGUGGACGACCAGGAAAUGCUGAAGGGUCUGUUAUGCUGUAGUCUGAUAGAGCUAGAUGGAAGAGUAUCAUUCUGUACUUAUUUCGCGUGGCGUUUCAGCUUAUAGUGGACUUGACCUAGGAUGCCCCUCCAUUUUCCCGUCGGCAUGCUCUAUUUGGUUUGCUUUCAUACUUAAAACUACCAAACCAUAUCUGUUUUUACACUGCGAUUAAAAUUGUUCUAAAUUAUUUACUAUGAGUGGAUGUAACAUGCUAUAUUUUCUGUUUUUGAGGUAUGAUUACGUGUUAUCACCUCAAACUGCCCGACAUCGUUAAUGUGAGACUCUGCAUGUCUGCAUCACACCUCGCAUCAACUGUUUUAUCAGUCUGCCACAUCUGCUCCACCUUGCUCUACUGUUUAUCGACAUUGUUCGCAACCCCACGACCUUGUUAACUUCUCAAUAAUUCAAAACGACUUUGAUAGAAAAAAGCUUACUUUACUACCCCAUCAUUCUGCACCUGCCCUGCCAUAUUCCAAUACUACAACAAACAUGACAUCGGCUUAUGUGAUAAUUUUUAUUAUUCCAAGCAGGAACUUAUGCAGUCUCAUUUAGUUAGUGUCAUUUUGUUACAAGGUAGUUACAUGUCUAUGCAGCAUUGUUUUGGUUGUAAUAGGAUUUUUAUGGUUUAGAAAACCUUUUUUGCCACCCUGACUGACCAAAUUGCUCGCCAUAAGCAAUGAAACUGCAUGACAAUGAUGACAUCAUGACAAAGUGUUGCAUACUUGCAUUUGACAGUCUUGUUCAUGCACUUGACAUUGUUAUGUGAUGC